Molecule: messenger RNA, 948 nt
Organism: Penicillium manginii
Lineage: Eukaryota; Fungi; Ascomycota; Eurotiomycetes; Eurotiales; Aspergillaceae
Product: NmrA/HSCARG family protein
Exons: 5
Coding region: 1-948 (315 amino acids)
Source: RefSeq, a predicted model, not a curated record
AUGUCCCAACCCAUUGUCGUCGUUUUCGGUGCAACUGGCAAGCAAGGUGGCUCCGUUGUCAGCAGCCUCUUGUCAGGUGGGUCAGUUAGCAAAUAUCGUGUCAGAGCAAUUACGCGCGAUGUCAAAAAGCCCAGUGCCAAAGCCUUGAGUUUGAAGGGUGCUGAGGUUAUUGCGGCCGACUUGAGUGAUAAGGGGUCAAUCGUCAAGGCGCUGAAGGACGCUUACGCAGUAUAUGCUGUGACCAAUUAUUGGGACCACCAUAGUGCCGACGUGGAAUUUGCUCAAGGGAAGAAUAUUGCCGAUGCUUGCAAGGAAGAGGGUAUUCAGCACUUGGUGUGGAGCAGUCUACUAAAUGUCACGGAACUGUCUGGCGGUGUCCUCUCCCAGGUCCAUCACUUCGACAGUAAGGCAAAGGUCGAAGAAUACAUCCGCAAGGAAGGGAUUCCCGCCACAUUCAUGCUUCCAGGCUUCUACAUGUCGAAUAUCCCUGGAGGUAAUUUGCGGAAAACGCCAGAAGGUAUAUGGAAACUCGCUCUUCCAAUUCCUGGCGACAGUCCGGUACCUCUAUUCGCGUCUGAAUAUGAUACGGGAACGUUUGUUAAGAGCAUACUGCUUAAGAGAGAUGAGACUCUGGGAAAGCGCAUCUAUGCUGCGACAAAGUACUAUACGCCUCUUGAAAUUUUGGCGACUUUCAAACAGCAGUACCCCGACGCGGGCAAGGAUGCUGUCUUUUCGGAGCUACCACAUGCGGUAUUCAAGGGUAUUCUCGCCGCUGCGGGGAUGCCUGAUGUUGUUCAGGAAGAACUACUCGAAAAUAUGCGUCUCAUGCCAGAAUUUGGAUACUAUGGCGGAGAGGCACUCGAGUCAAGCACAGAGAUUUUGGAUGAGCCCCUCACGACAUGGAGUGAAUAUAUGAAAAAGACGUCGGCUUUCGCUGAUCUGGAUUAA